Pyrenophora tritici-repentis Pt-1C-BFP is the source of this 2686-nucleotide messenger RNA. The record is from RefSeq and is a predicted model, not a curated record. NCBI's taxonomy places the organism in Eukaryota, Fungi, Ascomycota, Dothideomycetes, Pleosporales, Pleosporaceae.
AUGGCCAAUGCCGCCCCGCCCGUCGUCAUGGCCGAAGACGAAGCCGUGGGCGAAUUGGACGAACCUCCUGAACCUCGCGUCCAACGUCCGGCGCCCUUGAACCUCCGAAACUCGUCCACAACUUCUUUCACAAAGUCGAAACCCGUCCUGGAUCGCAAAGAAUCCCUCCUGACGUCGGCACUCAAAUAUGGCUCCGAUGCGAGUUCGCCGGCCGAAGAGCACUUCGAUGAGAGCCCAAUUCGCGGCAUGUCGUGCAUCUCCACAUGGAGUAACAACAGCGGAACCGCCGAUCUCACAAGUGACGGAGGCUUCACAAGCCCGGGUACACGGCCGUGCACGCCCAGCCCGCCGCUCCCCUCGGCGGCGUUCCACAGCAUGUUACCCCCCUUCAACAAGAAACCGUUGCAGCUAGACGUCAAAGUAGUCUCGCACGAUGAUGACAACAUCAGCCCACUAUACAAGGCAGCGCCUCAGACCACAGAACAGAACAUCGAAGCUGUCCUAGGAAGAAAAAGAUGUAUCAUGUUCGCAUGUGGCCCGAAAGAAGAAACUAAACCGGCAGAAGCAACACCAAAGCCGGCACCUGCGCCCAAAUCGGAAGAGCCUCCAAAGCGUGUUAGCACCAUCAAGUUUGCGUGCCCCUCCAAGCCAUCGACCGAGUCGGCCAAUGCCAAACCCCGCCGUAUGGGCAGCCCCGCACCGCCACCACGUCGGAUAGCCCCGCCGAUGGCAUCUCCUCAGGUUCAUCGUGACUCUGAUUCUACCAUCCGCAACAACUCCCCAGUCAGUGUCCGAAAGGCUUCUACUGUGGACCGGACCCGCCGAUUAAGUGCAAACUCUGAUCUUGCCCGAUGCGAAGCAUACCGUUUCCACGAGUUUGCUUCCUCAGAGGAGGAAGUUGAUGAAUGGACCCAGGAAAUCACUUGCCACCGAAGCCGACUUACUGUCCAAGAUACACUCAAGAUUGAGAACAAUCUACGCAAGCUAGGUGAAGAAGUUGCAGAAGAAGAGGCGAUAGACGAGGAAGACGAGGACGAGGACGAUGAUAUUGCUGAGAUGGACGAUGAUGAUGAUGAUCUGCUCGACGAGGACCAAGAUGGCAGCGAUGCGUACAGCGACGUCACCGACGAGGGCUUCCAGACUGAUGAUGAGAACGGCUUCGCAGUCUCAGAUGACGAAAGUGACGCUGGUUCUGACUACAACUGGUGGGCGCCUGGGGCUUCUACUGCGGCUACAUCUGUAGAGCAUAUGGAACAACUCCGAUUGAAGACUCACCGAACCGUAUCCGAGUCGUCGAUUGGAUCCCUGGAAAGUCGUGAUGGUCUCAAGAUCUCAGACAAGCCAUCCAAGCGCAGGAAGUCCAAGCCAGUCAAUAUUCGCGCAUCAAGUCCCGAGUUGCCUGACAGCACUGAUUUUGUUUGCGGCACGCUGGAUGAAGACCGGCCGGCCGAAGCUGCGUACAUGUCGACGUUGAAGCGUCGGCGCGCAGCCAAGCAUAAGCCUACUCCGCAAGAUAUUGACCCUAGUUUUCCGACAUCGGACCCCGAACUUCCGGAUGACGAUGAUGAUGAGGAUGAAGUUUCCGAAGUGGAGAACCUUGCUUCGGAGACUGAUCACCUCAUGGUAUAUGGCAUGGACCCUGUCGAUGGCGACGUACGAGGCCGGCGCAAAGACAUUCACAAGAAGCGUUCCCCCUUGCCGUCACCAAAACGACUCCGGUCCCCCCCACCUGCAAAGCGUGGCGCGCACCGCUCUCCUCCACCACGUAAGCUGUUCGGGAACUCACCCCCUAAUCGCCUCCAUUCGCCUCCGCCUCAGAUGCGCCUUCGGUCACCACCGCCUACUCGGCGCGGCUCGGUCAACCCCAUGGCCGCUCGUCAGCGCAGCGAAGUGUCGAUACGCUUCGGCGGUAUCGCUGAGAGGCCUGCCCCUCUAGUAUCUGCCUCUGUUCCUCGAACUCCCAUCACAAUGCAGAACCCAUUUGAUCUCGACGAAGAUGAAGACGCUGAUGGGUCCGACAUGCCUGUGCGCCGUGCCAUUGACAUCAAAGUGGGUCUUGAGAAGAAGAAACAGCGGCGCAAGGAGAAACUGUACAGGAAGCAGCAUCGCAAAGGCACCAAGGAGAAGCGUCCUGCUCCCGGACGUGGUGCCGAACGCAUGCGCGAAAUGGGAUUGGCAGUCCACGCUCACAAGGGCAAAAUGACUGCCUUCCAGCCCUUCCAAUACCGCCCCCAUGCGGAUGAGGAAGAUAUGCACGUACUAUCGGCAUAGGUGAUGGUAUGUGUAGUGAGGAUCAGCGCCGCUGGCAUCAGUCGGCACUUUACAUGUUCCUACAAUGUCUUGUAGGGCUUGUUGGUCGCUGGUCUCACAUUAUUAUCUAGGGCACCCAAGCAUUCACUUCUUUGACCUCGGUCACUUGUAGACACCUUCUCACUUUUGAUUAUUUUUGGGCUUCUCAUGUACAUAGCCUUCAUUCACACAUUGACGGUUACUUCAUUUUGAGCCAUUCACCUCGGCGGUUGCGCUGGGCAAGGUGCCCUUAGACUUUUUAGUUCUCUUUUAUUCCACUGCAUUCGGGCCGGGUGUUUUGUCUAGCAUUGAUGGCCUCCCUGUGUAGAGCGGGUUGAGCGCCUUUGGGAGUUUGAUAGCAUGAAGGGUCGUACAAUAUGACAAUGAUCUUCGAGCG